UACUUGAAGGACCAGUUGAUAGAUCAUCAUUCUCGCAGUGUCACACCAUUGAAGACAACAGAUUUUGAUUGGGUCAUUACUGUACCUGCUAUAUGGGAUGCACGAGGAAAAAGAAUGAUGAGAGAAGCUGCUUAUAUGGCUGGUUUGCUAACAGAAUCUGGUGGUAUCAGUGAGUUUACUCCUAUAUCAAGCAGCCCUUUACAAGUACCAGAUGAAGUUAAUCCUGAAAAGCUUUCACUAGCAUUAGAGCCUGAAGCAGCAGCUCUUUAUAGCCAGGAAACAGUAGCAGAGCAGAUCAAACGCCAACCAUUAGCAGCAGCUAUCACUCAUCCUACAGAGUAUAUGGUGAUUGAUGCUGGAGGCGGUACAAUAGAUAUUACUGCUCAUGUUGAAGUAGAUGGAGGUAUUGUAGUCCAGAAUGUACCUAGUGGCAAUGCAUGGGGUGGUACACAAGUAAAUGAAGAGUUCUCUAAACUACUUCAAGAAAUUGUUGGUGAUCCUGGCUUUAAAAAAUUUAUUGCAUCAGGAGAUAGCACCAAAAAUCAGGCAGCAUUGAUUAAAAUAUUGUAUGAUGAAUUUGAAGAGCAAAAGAUAUUUUUUGGUUAUGGGAAAACAGAAGAAAUGGCAAUAGAAAUUCCAAAGAAAACAGAAGAAAUGGCAAUAGAAAUUCCAAAGAAAACAGAAGAAAAGGCAAUAGAAAUUCCAAAGAAAACAGAAGAAAUUGGAAUAGAAAUUCCAAAAAUCUUUGUCAAAUAUUAUGAAAAGGCUCUUGUUGAAGGAGUAAAAAAGAUGAAUGGUGUAGAUUACGAUGAAGACAUCAAUGACACACUUUAUAUAGAUAAAAGUGUCAUAGAGUCUAAGCUGUUUGGUCCAGUGAUCCAAGGCAUUAUCAGUUGUACAUUGUCAGCUAUUGAAAAAAUCGACAAUUGCCCCAGUACAUUUUACCUUGUUGGUGCCUUUGGAGGAUGCAAAUAUGUCCAUGAACAG
This is a messenger RNA of Amphimedon queenslandica, 987 nucleotides long. Its product is annotated as heat shock 70 kDa protein 12A-like. The annotation marks the transcript as partial. NCBI's taxonomy places the organism in Eukaryota, Metazoa, Porifera, Demospongiae, Haplosclerida, Niphatidae. The record is from RefSeq and is a predicted model, not a curated record. The transcript is spliced from 2 exons.